Molecule: messenger RNA, 4171 nt
Organism: Protopterus annectens (West African lungfish)
Lineage: Eukaryota; Metazoa; Chordata; Ceratodontiformes; Protopteridae
Gene: AGO2
Product: argonaute RISC catalytic component 2
Exons: 19
Coding region: 251-2821 (856 amino acids)
Biological process (GO): regulatory ncRNA-mediated gene silencing; regulation of DNA-templated transcription
Cellular component (GO): RISC complex
Molecular function (GO): endoribonuclease activity, cleaving siRNA-paired mRNA; RNA binding; protein binding
Source: RefSeq, a predicted model, not a curated record
CAGAGGGCGGGAAUAACGCUGUGCAAACUGUAAGAACGUUCUUGGAGUUCUGCAACCUAAGACUGUAUCUUUUUUGGUCUCCUCCCCUCUUUCCUUUCGCUCAUGACGUUAGCAGGGUUCCCUUCCCCAGGCACACAACCUGUGUUUUUAGAAUCCCUUUCCCCAAGCUUGUUUCCGUUUACCUGUAAUGAUUUUAUUGUAGGAUUAUUUAAGUAUUUUAUUUUAUUUUAAAGCACACAGUAGCUAAAAAAUGUAUCCCGGAGCAGGACCCGUUGUUACUCCUCCCCCACCCAUACAGACAGUGGCCUUCAAGCCCCCAAUGCGGCCAGAUUUUGGUACAGCUGGAAGAACAAUUAAACUACAGGCCAACUUUUUUGAGAUGGACAUUCCAAAAAUUGACAUCUACCAUUAUGAACUUGAUAUCAAACCAGAGAAAUGCCCUAGAAGAGUUAACAGAGAAAUAGUUGAGCACAUGGUCCAGCACUUUAAGACCCAGAUCUUUGGGGAUCGGAAACCGGUAUUUGAUGGAAGAAAAAACCUUUAUACUGCAAUGCCACUUCCAAUUGGAAGAGACAAAGUGGAAUUGGAGGUGACAUUGCCAGGUGAAGGUAAAGACAGAAUAUUUAAGGUGUCAAUACGAUGGUUGGCAUGUGUCAGCCUACAGGCCCUGCACGAUGCACUUGCUGGACGAUUGCCUAAUGUUCCUUUUGAAACCAUCCAGGCACUGGAUGUAGUGAUGAGACAUUUACCCUCCAUGAGGUAUACGCCUGUGGGCCGAUCUUUUUUUACCCCGUCUGAGGGGUGUACAAAUCCUUUGGGUGGAGGCCGGGAAGUCUGGUUUGGUUUUCAUCAGUCAGUAAGGCCCUCCCUGUGGAAAAUGAUGCUUAAUAUUGAUGUGUCUGCCACAGCAUUUUACAAAGCUCAGCCAGUAAUCGAGUUUAUGUGUGAAGUACUGGAUUUUAAAAGCAUUGAAGAACAGCAGAAGUCUUUAACAGACUCUCAGAGAGUCAAGUUUACCAAGGAAAUAAAAGGUUUGAAGGUGGAGAUAACGCACUGUGGUCAAAUGAAAAGAAAAUAUAGAGUAUGCAAUGUUACCCGACGACCAGCAAGUCAUCAAACGUUCCCACUUCAGCAGGAGAAUGGGCAAACUGUUGAAUGCACAGUCGCACAAUAUUUUAAAGACCGGCACAAACUAGUUCUACGUUACCCUCAUCUUCCUUGUCUGCAGGUUGGACAGGAGCAGAAACAUACUUACCUCCCCCUAGAGGUGUGUAAUAUAGUUGCAGGACAGAGAUGUAUAAAGAAGCUAACAGACAAUCAGACCUCUACCAUGAUUCGAGCCACUGCUAGAUCUGCACCAGAUCGACAAGAUGAAAUAAGCAAACUUAUGCGAAGUGCAAGCUUCAAUACAGAUCCUUAUGUACGGGAGUUCAGUAUAAUUGUGAAAGAAGAAAUGACGGAUGUAACUGGACGUGUUCUUCAGCCACCUUCUAUUUUAUAUGGAGGAAGGAACAAAGCAAUAGCUACCCCUGUUCAAGGUGUCUGGGACAUGAGGAACAAACAGUUUCACACUGGAAUAGAAAUUAAAGUGUGGGCAAUUGCCUGCUUUGCUCCCCAGCGACAGUGUACCGAAGUACAUCUGAAGGCUUUCACAGAGCAGCUAAGGAAGAUUUCAAGAGAUGCUGGUAUGCCUAUUCAGGGACAGCCAUGUUUUUGCAAGUAUGCACAAGGGGCAGAUAAUGUGGAACCUAUGUUCCGGCAUUUGAAGAAUACCUAUGCUGGUCUGCAGUUGGUGGUGGUAAUUCUACCUGGAAAAACUCCAGUUUAUGCGGAGGUGAAGCGUGUUGGUGACACAGUGCUAGGUAUGGCAACUCAGUGUGUUCAGAUGAAAAAUGUCCAAAAGACUACACCACAGACGCUUUCAAACCUGUGUUUAAAAAUCAAUGUCAAGUUGGGUGGAGUGAAUAACAUCUUGCUGCCCCAAGGGAGGCCUGCAGUAUUUCAGCAACCAGUCAUAUUUCUUGGAGCAGAUGUAACGCAUCCACCUGCUGGAGAUGGAAAAAAGCCUUCUAUCGCUGCCGUUGUAGGGAGUAUGGAUGCACAUCCAAAUCGGUACUGUGCCACUGUUCGAGUACAACAACACAGACAGGAAUUAAUACAAGACCUUGCUACAAUGGUUCGGGAGCUUCUCAUCCAGUUUUACAAAUCAACCCGGUUCAAACCAACACGCAUUAUUUUCUAUAGAGAUGGAGUUUCUGAGGGACAGUUUCAGCAGGUGCUUCAUCAUGAGUUGCUUGCCAUAAGAGAAGCAUGCAUUAAAUUGGAGAAAGACUAUCAACCUGGUAUCACUUUUAUUGUUGUCCAGAAAAGACACCAUACUAGACUGUUUUGCACAGAUAAGAAUGAACGGGUUGGAAAAAGUGGAAACAUUCCUGCAGGUACAACAGUGGACAAAAAAAUCACUCACCCAUCAGAAUUUGACUUCUACCUCUGUAGCCAUGCAGGCAUUCAGGGUACAAGUCGGCCGUCGCAUUACCAUGUGCUGUGGGAUGACAAUCGUUUUUCAUCAGAUGAACUCCAGAUUCUGACAUAUCAGCUCUGUCACACUUACGUACGUUGUACGCGCUCUGUGUCGAUACCUGCACCAGCUUACUAUGCUCACUUAGUGGCAUUUCGAGCUAGAUAUCACCUAGUAGACAAAGAGCAUGACAGUGCGGAAGGAAGUCACACAUCUGGUCAGAGUAACGGCAGAGAUCAACAGGCCCUAGCCAAAGCUGUUCAGGUUCAUCAGGAUACACUGCGCACUAUGUACUUUGCUUGACACUGAUUUGUUGCUGAUGUAGCUGAACAGGACUGGGUUCAUUUUGGGCAAGCUGCACUUAGUGCCAUUUGCUGCACAGGCAAUGGUGACAUCCAGCAGUGAGCUAGCUAUGCCUCCUUUUAGAUGAAUUUUUAAUUGAAGAGAUUGUAACAACCUGUUGGUUUGAACCUUAUUUUUGAACUGCAGGCCUUUCCUGGGUCCCACUAUUAACAGUCUUUAUUGGAGGUAACAGAACAUUUCAGUCUGCCUGUCAAACAGAACAGACACAGUGCAAAUGUAAACAGUGUGUGCGUGCGUGUGUGUGUGUGUGUAUGUGAGUGAAGGUGCGUGUAUAUAUUAUGUAUAUUAGAGCAAGAAAGUCACUUGUAGACUGUGUGAAUCUUUAAAAUAUCUAAUAACUUAUCAGUGUACUGUAACUGUUGAUGCCAGCAAAUGGAAUGUGUUAACGCAUUUCAUUUGGCAGCAUCUGCCACCAGCCAAUCUGCCUGGAAACAAUAGCGUGGACAAAGAAAAUAUUUUUGAGCCUUAACACCAGAUCUAGAGCUUAGCAUUCAUCUGGGGCAUAAACUGACAGGUUUUCUUUCUGCAAUUUUUUUUCAUAUUUCUAAUGUUACAAAGCCCUAGGCUAGUCUGUGUCUUAAUGAAACCAGUGCAUUUAGGUUUCAUAGACAUGCUGCUGAAUAAUAUUUCAGAAGGUGCUUUAAAAAGUUUCCAGCCCCUCCCAACAACUCUUAAAAACUGUGUGUUCUUUACUUUUGAAGCUCUUUUACCACCAGCCAUAGGAUUCUAGUAGAUUGUCGAUGGAUUUAUAUGUAGAAAUUUGUAAUAUAAGAAGGACUUCAGAGGCACUUGUGCAUUAUUUAUGUUUUUCAGAUGCUAGUUUUACUUGUGAAUGUGGAGUUAUUUAGCAAGGCCAAAUCUGUGAAGCAGUUGCCAAAAUUCCAUUGUAUGCACUGACUGAUGUCUAAAGAUUUGGAAAAUGUUACAUAGCAGGUCGCAUCUUUAUGAAGUAUGAAUAGAGCUGAUAAGUUAAAUGGUCCAAGAGCACUGCCCAUAUAGGGCCAUGUCAUUUUUUUAAAGUUUUUAUGUUUUAAGAGUGAAAUUCAGAACCCUGAGGAAAAUACGGGUCUCUUAUGAUAGAAUUACCAGCAGCUUAGUUGUUACAUUUAUACAGUUCAAGCCGUAGAAAUGUGUACAGCACAGUAUUAGCAUAGUAUUUUAGCAGUUGUUUUAUUUAUUUUAUAAUCCAGAAAUAUAUGGUUUUGUGAAAACUUGACUCAUGCUCAAGCAUGUUUGGGGAUGUUUGCAAGAAAAGUGUAAGAGAAAUAAGAAUUAAAGUAUUGGAAAAUU